AUGUUUAUCUUUUUAAUUUCUUCGCAGGUGCUUGAAUCCCUCAUACUCAUCAACAAUAAGCUUCAGCAAAAGGAAGCUGCUGAAGGCCUACUCACCACCUACCGCAACGCCAGCAAUGAGUUCAAAGUACAAGGUCGUUGGUACGAAAAACUGCACAAUUGGGAGCAAGCCCUUAAACACUAUUCCGGCAAUCUAAAAGAUAAUUGCAACGAUCUGGAAGCUCGGCUGGGUCAUAUGCGAUGUCUGGAAGCGUUGGGCGAGUGGUCGGAGCUAAGUACUCUCGCAAAACAGGAAUGGGACAAUUUGGGCCGUGAGGCCAGAUCUCGCGCAGGUCCGUUGGCUGCUGUCGCCGCCUGGGGCCUCCAAGAUUGGGAGGCCAUGCAAGAGUAUGUACGCUGCAUUCCGGAAGAGACACAAGACGGCAGCUUCUAUCGUGCAGUGCUCGCCGUGCACAAUGAGGACUUUGAGACGGCGCAGCGUCUAAUUGAUGGCACACGUGAUCUGCUCGACUCGGAACUCACAUCCAUGGCUGGUGAGUCGUAUGAACGUGCCUAUGGCGCUAUGGUUUGUGUGCAGAUGUUGGCCGAAUUGGAAGAAGUAAUACAAUACAAGCUCAUACCCGAACGGCGUGAACCGCUGAAGGGCAUGUGGUGGAAGCGUUUGCAAGGUGGCCAGCGUUUGGUUGAAGAUUGGCGCCGCAUCAUACAGGUACACUCGUUGGUUGUGCGCCCGCAGGAAGACGUGCACACUUGGUUGAAAUAUGCCAGUCUGUGUCGCAAAUCGGGUUCGCUCCAUUUGUCGCACAAGACACUGGUAAUGCUACUGGGCACAGAUCCAUUGGCACAACCGAAUGAGCCACUGCCUUACAAUCAGCCACAGGUCACUUAUGCCUACACGUAGCACAUGGCUGCCGCCGAGAAUAUGCAGGGUGCCUACGAACAGCUCAGCCGCUUUGUAAAUGCUUAUCGUGCACAAUUGAAUUGUAUCGGCCCCGAGGAGGCGACCAAACAGGCGGAUCAUCGCUUGCUAGCGCGCUGCUAUCUGCGGCUGGGCAAGUGGCAGAACAAGUUGCAGAGUUCGCUGGAGCCUGAAAUGGUGCAGGGUGCUUUGGACUGCUUCGAGAAGGCGACUGAGAAUGAUCCCACCUGCUACAAGGCGUGGCAUAUAUGGGCAUACAUGAACUUCAAGGUGGUGCAAGCGCAGAAGCAGCAGCUCGAUAAGCUGGCGCAUACGACUGUGAACGGCGACGUACUGCUGCAGAAGGAGAAGCUGAUGAUCGAACAGUAUGCCGUUCAGGCGGUAGACGGCUUCUUCCGCUCCAUCAGCCUCAUCAAAGGCAAUUCCUUGCAAGACACACUGCGCCUACUAACGCUCUGGUUUGACUAUGGCCCAUAUUCAGAAAUUUAUGACGCACUGCUCACUGGCAUGAAGACGAUCGAGAUCAAUACUUGGUUGCAGGUGAUACCACAGCUUAUUGCGCGCAUCGACACGCACCGCAAGCUGGUCAAUCAGUUAAUACAUCAUCUGCUCAUCGACAUAGGCAAAUACCACCCACAAGCACUCGUCUACCCACUGACUGUGGCUUCCAAAUCGGCAUCGGUGGCGCUUGUCGAGCAGGCGAUGAUGUGCAGUGAGGAACUGAUACGCGUUGCCAUACUUUGGCACGAACAGUGGCAUGAGGGACUAGAAGAGGCGUCACGUCUUUACUUUGGUGAUCGCAAUGUGAAGGGCAUGUUUGAUAUACUCGAGCCGUUGCACGCGCUGCACGAACGCGGACCACGGACGCUGAAGGAGGCAUCCUUCUCGCAGGCUUACGGUCGUGAACUAACCGAAGCGUACGAGUGGACACAACGUUACAAGACUUCUUCUGCACUGAUGGAUUUGGAUCACGCUUGGGACAUCUAUUAUCACGUUUUCCAAAAAAAUACACGCCAAUUGCCACAGCUGACCUCACUCGAACUGCCCUAUGUAUCGCCCAAAUUGCUGGCAUGCAAGAAUCUGGAAUUGGCUGUGCCCGGCUCCUAUAAUCCCAAUCAGGAAUUGAUACGCAUCGACUACAUUAAAACCAAUCUGCAGGUGAUCACUUCAAAGCAGCGUCCACGUAAGCUUUGUCUGCGUGGCUCCAACGGCAAAGAUUAUAUGUAUCUGCUGAAGGGCCACGAGGAUUUGCAUCAAGAUGAGCGUGUCAUGCAACUUUUCUCGCUGGUCAAUACACUUUUACUCGACGAUCCAGACACGUUCCGUCGCAAUCUGGCCAUACAACGUUAUGCCGUCAUACCAUUGAGCACCAACUCUGGUCUCAUCGGUUGGGUGCCACAUUGCGACACCUUACACACGCUAAUACGAGACUACCGCGACAAGCGAAAGAUGCCGCUCAAUCAGGAGCAUCGUCUCAUGUUGAGCGUCUCGCCCGACUAUGAUUAUUUGACCUUAAUGCAAAAAGUUGAGGUGUUUGAGGGCGCGCUAGCGCAAACGCAUGACGAUGAUCUCGCAAAAUUACUGUGGCUAAAGUCACCAUCGUCGGAGGUGUGGUUCGAGCGACGUACAAACUAUACACGUUCACUCGCCGUCAUGUCCAUGGUAGGCUACAUACUCGGCCUAGGCGAUCGCCAUCCCUCCAAUCUGAUGUUGGAUCGCAUGAGUGGCAAAAUACUGCACAUAGAUUUCGGUGAUUGCUUUGAGGUUGCAAUGACGCGCGAAAAAUUCCCCGUAAAGAUACCUUUCCGCCUGACGCGCAUGCUUAUCAAGGCUAUGGAAGUGACGGGUAUCGAGGGUACAUAUCGACGCACUUGCGAGAGUGUCAUGUUGGUGUUGCGACGCAACAAAGAUUCGCUUAUGGCUGUGCUGGAGGCAUUCGUCUAUGACCCGCUGAUAAAUUGGCGUUUGCUGGAUAUGGACAAAAAUCUUCGUUCCAAAUCAAAUAAUGAUCCAGGUGGUUCGGGCAUGUUGGGUGGCGGUAAUGGCAGUCUUAGCAACUCAGUGGAAGAACCGUUGCUGCACAGUCAACUAAUGAGCGCCAAUCUGAUGGUAGGUGGGCCCAUGAUGGUGGCCGACAUAACAAACAGCAAAGCGAGCAAGGUCAUCAAACGCGUGAAGAGCAAAUUAAAUGGCACUGACUUCCAAACGCAGAAUAGUGUGGCGGUGCCACAGCAAGUGGAUCUGCUCAUACAACAGGCGACCAAUAAUGAAAACUUAUGCCAGUGUUUCAUUGGUUGGUGUCCAUUUUGGUAAGAAAUUAAAUGCGAAAAUCAUAGCAGAGAGAGGACAGAAGGCAAAAGUGUGAGAUAGUACAUAGAUGUGUGUCACAAUUACACGAAAGUGAAUUUUACAUAAGUGAGAAUAUAGCUUAAUGCAACAGGCUGUUAUUGAAGAACGCGUUUUGUUGCACGCUUUAAUUUGUUUUAGAGAAGAUAAGCUGCUUAAUCGUCGCUCAAAGAGCUGUAAGUACAGGAAAAUACUUCCUCAUAAUAUGCAGCGCAAUGAAAACAGCUUCACAUACAAUCGCCGGUCGGAG
Messenger RNA from Rhagoletis pomonella (apple maggot), 3514 nucleotides. RefSeq names its product serine/threonine-protein kinase Tor-like. Gene Ontology annotation, molecular function: protein-containing complex binding; protein binding; protein serine/threonine kinase activity. Gene Ontology annotation, cellular component: TORC1 complex; nucleus; TORC2 complex. Gene Ontology annotation, biological process: negative regulation of macroautophagy; TOR signaling; protein phosphorylation. The transcript has 2 exons. Lineage: Eukaryota; Metazoa; Arthropoda; Insecta; Diptera; Tephritidae. The record is from RefSeq and is a predicted model, not a curated record.